AUGUAUAUCGUAGGUUCUCGAUGGUACUGUACUAAUUCCUUCUGCUUUACACACAGAUCCGCAGCCACCUUAUAUGGACUCCAAUCCUUCCGCUUUGCCUGCAGAUCCGCGGCGACGCCGCCAUGCUCACCGCAUUUGUUUGAGUUAAGAAGAUCCACAACCAUCUUACACGAACUCCAAUCCUUGCGCUUUGUGUGCAGAUCCGCGGCGACGCUGCUAGGCUCACCGCAUUUGUUUGAGUUAAGAAGAUCAUACACUUUUGUGUCUGAAAGGGGAAGAGGAGAGCAAGAGACAUCACACAAAAAUUUCCAAUUUCUCAACAUACUGAGGUGGAAGGUUAUACCUCUGAGAUGUUGGGGAGCCAUUCCCUAUAAUUAUAAGAAACUUUCAGAUGAGGGCUUGGCCGACUUGACCAAGUCACUUCAAAAUGGUGUAGUACCAUAUUUGGUCAAGUUUAUCACACGUGAUGAUCUAGGAGUUCAGCUGCUCUCUGCAUCUCUUAUUGCGGAUAUGACUUUGUUUCCAAAAGCGGUCGAUGUUUUGAUAGAUAAUGGUGCUGUGGAGCAGUUGUCAGUGCUUCUUGAUUCUUCUAAAGACUCUGUAAUGCAAGAGGAGAUAAUCCGCUCUUUGGGUAACAUGGCAUCAGUCUCCCAGGAAAGCUACAACAAGGUUACGAAAACGGCCUUAUGUUUGUUAGUGCAUAUUUAUGCGAAGAGUGAAUCAACCCCUGUUUCUGUUCUUAACAGGUUAGAAUGGACCCUUAGUAUCAUCAAGAGGGGGUUUGGCGUCGAUGAGAUAGAGAUAGAUGACCUAUCUAGCAUAUUGUCUUCGAUCAAAGAAAUGAUUUCCAAGGAGAAUGAGGCAUAUAUCCUCUUUGCUUGCGAUAGUUUAUCAAUCAUUACAUGUCCGAGCACCAUUGAUGUGUUUGUUAAAUUAUCAGUCAGAAUUCUUAUACCACUUGUUAGUGAAAAGGGAAUGCUCUCUUAA
Messenger RNA from Vicia faba (fava bean), 987 nucleotides. NCBI's taxonomy places the organism in Eukaryota, Viridiplantae, Streptophyta, Magnoliopsida, Fabales, Fabaceae. The record is from the annotation of a GenBank genome assembly.